AUGAGCCAGGGCCGUGGAAAAUAUGACUUUUAUAUUGGUCUGGGAUUGGCUAUGAGCUCCAGCAUUUUCAUUGGAGGGAGUUUCAUUUUGAAAAAAAAAGGCCUUCUGCGACUUGCUAGAAAAGGCUCCAUGAGAGCAGGUCAAGGUGGCCAUGCAUAUCUUAAAGAAUGGUUGUGGUGGGCUGGACUGCUAUCAAUGGGAGCUGGCGAGGUGGCCAACUUUGCUGCGUAUGCCUUUGCACCAGCCACCCUAGUGACUCCGUUAGGGGCACUCAGUGUCCUAGUGAGUGCCAUUCUUUCUUCAUACUUUCUAAAUGAAAGACUUAACCUUCAUGGAAAAAUUGGAUGUUUGCUAAGUAUUCUGGGAUCUACAGUUAUGGUUAUUCAUGCUCCAAAAGAAGAGGAGAUUGAGACUUUAAAUGAAAUGUCUCACAAGCUAGGAGAUCCAGGUUUUGUGGUCUUUGCAACACUUGUGGUCAUUGUGUCCUUGAUAUUAAUCUUUGUGGUGGGACCUCGCCAUGGACAGACAAACAUUCUUGUGUAUAUCACAAUCUGCUCUGUAAUUGGAGCGUUCUCAGUCUCCUGUGUUAAGGGCCUGGGCAUUGCUAUCAAAGAGCUGUUUGCUGGAAAGCCUGUGCUGCGACAUCCCCUGGCCUGGAUUCUGCUGCUGAGCCUUAUAGUCUGUGUGAGCACACAGAUUAACUACCUGAACAGGGCCCUGGACAUAUUCAACACUUCCAUCGUGACUCCAAUAUAUUACGUAUUCUUUACAACAUCGGUUUUAACUUGCUCAGCUAUUCUUUUUAAGGAGUGGCAAGAUAUGCCUGUUGAUGAUGUCAUUGGUACUCUGAGUGGCUUCUUUACAAUCAUUGUAGGAAUAUUCUUGUUGCAUGCCUUUAAAGACGUCAGCUUUAGUCUCGCAAGUCUGCCUGUGUCUUUUCGGAAAGAUGAAAAAGUAAUAAAUGGCAGUCUCUGUAAUAUGUAUGAAGUUCUUAAUAAUAACGAAGAGAGCGUAACCUGUGGAAUUGAACAACACACUGCUGAAAAUAUCUCCCGAAGAAAUGGAAAUCUGACAGCUUUUUAA
Molecule: messenger RNA, 1083 nt
Organism: Lipotes vexillifer (Yangtze River dolphin)
Lineage: Eukaryota; Metazoa; Chordata; Mammalia; Artiodactyla; Lipotidae
Gene: NIPA2
Product: NIPA magnesium transporter 2
Exons: 5
Coding region: 1-1083 (360 amino acids)
Biological process (GO): magnesium ion transport
Cellular component (GO): membrane
Molecular function (GO): magnesium ion transmembrane transporter activity
Source: RefSeq, a predicted model, not a curated record